AUGGCACUCUUAAACCCUUAUUUGCUUGGGGCUGGGCUUCUUCUGGCCAUUCUAUCUUACGUAUGGUCGAGUUUGACGACUCCUUUACGAGAUGUUCCUGGUCCUAUCUCUUCAUUAUUCACAUCUUGGAUUCUGAAAUGGCAUGAAUUCCACGCCAACCGGACCAGAUAUGUUCACCAGCUCCAUGAGUCAUACGGCCCAGUGGUUCGAAUAGCACCGAAUGAAGUCUCAUUUGUGUCGACGGAGGGAGUGAAAGAGAUCUACCAGUCUGGAGGCAGUGGAUAUGAUAAGACCGAAUUUUAUAACUUGUUCCAAGUAUAUGGUAGAAGAACUAUGUUCAGCACACUGAACAAGAGCGACCACGCGAAGAGAAAAAGGGUGCUCGCCGAUCGAUACGCAAACACAAAUAUCAUGCGGUCGGUCUCCAUGGACGGAAUAAAGGAGAGGUCGGGACGAUUUAUCGACCACUGCACCGCAUCUGUUGGCGGUAGUCUGGAUAUUUUUGUAACUCUGCACAAUUAUGCAUUUGACUGUAUCAGCCAUCAUCUAUUCCAUCCUUACGGUUCAGAUGCGCUUCGAAAACAGCAAGACGAAGAGAUCAUGAAAGAAGUAGCUUUCGAUGACAGCCUGCAAAAUCGCCUAAUCAAGUACUACAAUCCUGCAUUAUACAGCUUGAUAGGAGGGAUACUAGGGGUCUUCGCAAAGCCUAGAGAAACGCCCGGGGCUGAUCAUCUUGUUCUCAGCGCCAGCUCAAAAACUGAUCCGGAACCUUUUACCUUGGUCAGUCGCAUGCAGGAAAAGGCCCAUGGAAUGGACCACCUUGACAUGGCAGCAGAGUGUCUGGAUCAUAUGGCUGCCGGCAUUGAUACGACAGGCGACGCAUUAUGUUUUCUUAUGUGGGAGAUCUCGCAGCCGAGAUCAAUUGACGUUCAAAAACGUUUACAGCAAGAGAUAAAGAUGAGUCAGAACUUAACAUCUGAUAAGCUUACGUACUUGGAUGCAGUCGUCCUUGAAGGCCUGAGAUGCACCCCUGCAAUUCCCAUGUCGUUGCCUCGUUAUGUCCCGAAAGGGGGACGUACUAUUGAUGGAUAUUUCGUCCCGGAGAGAACGAUUGUCAGCAGCCAGGCGUACUCGGCGCAUCGCAUUGACCAGAAGGUUUUUCCAGAACCGGACCUUUUCAAUCCUAAUAGGUGGCUGGAGCAAUCUGGAGAUGCCGAACGAAAACGGUUGUUUUUUGCGUUCGCUAGCGGAGGCCGUGGUUGUGUUGGAAAGCAUUUGGCACUUGCCGAGAUGAAGACAUUACUGGUUGACGUCUAUUCUCGAUUCACGACACUCCCCGACCCAUCCAUGACUCAAGACAUGAUGGAAAUGUCAGAUCAGCUCAUUUCGUCCCAACCAUUGGGUAAGAAAUGCUUGAUACGAUUUCUGCCGUUGGAAAAGAACGGGAAGGAAUAA
Truncatella angustata is the source of this 1455-nucleotide messenger RNA. RefSeq names its product cytochrome P450. The record is from RefSeq and is a predicted model, not a curated record. Gene Ontology annotation, molecular function: heme binding; monooxygenase activity; oxidoreductase activity, acting on paired donors, with incorporation or reduction of molecular oxygen. The transcript has 7 exons. Lineage: Eukaryota; Fungi; Ascomycota; Sordariomycetes; Amphisphaeriales; Sporocadaceae. Bases 1 to 1455 code for a protein of 484 amino acids.